Molecule: messenger RNA, 4321 nt
Organism: Salvelinus sp. IW2-2015
Lineage: Eukaryota; Metazoa; Chordata; Actinopteri; Salmoniformes; Salmonidae
Gene: crebrf
Product: creb3 regulatory factor
Biological process (GO): regulation of transcription by RNA polymerase II; response to unfolded protein
Cellular component (GO): nucleus
Molecular function (GO): DNA-binding transcription factor activity, RNA polymerase II-specific; RNA polymerase II transcription regulatory region sequence-specific DNA binding
Source: RefSeq, a predicted model, not a curated record
CUCCAUUGAAAUUGCUUUGUUAUUGCUCAGAUAGGAAUAAACACGAAGCGAAACACGACACAAAACGUUCAUAUGGGGUUUCUAAAGAUUUUUCUACUGUCGGUUGACAUCAUCCGAAGACGACUGGGACACGAGUUCGGAGGAAAAAUUCCCAAUAAGGAACAGAGAUCGGUGCUCGGCGAUGCCUCAGCCCAGCAUCAGUGGAAUGGAUCUUCCCUUUGGAGAUUUCUUUCAAAAUUAUACUUUUGCUGAUCAGGCGCUGACCAGCACGGACCUGUUGGCGAGUAACACAGACCCAGACUUCAUGUACGAACUGGACAGAGAAAUGACUGCUUGCCUAAGUCCUAGAGUUGAUCACUUCACGGUGGGGGACUGCAAGGAGAUGGAGUGUGGGGAGCACCUCAUGGAGCUGGUGGACAGCGACCCGGCCUACAGCUCGAACUUUGAGCAGUGGGAUACGUACUGGGAGGACCUGACCAAGUACACCCGUUUCACCAGCUGUGACAUCUGGGGCACCAAGGAGGCAGGCCUGGAUGACUUCUCCAGCCCUUACCAAGACGAGGAGGUGAUUGCCCGGACCCCCACCUUGGCUCAGCUCAACAGCGAGGACUCGCAGCCCCCUGUGUGUGACACACUCUACCACCCUGAUCUGCUGAUAGGGGGCCAGAAGCAGCACACCUCCCUCCACCCACUCUCCCUGAGCAAGAAGACAGCCGCCCGCCCGGGCCCCUCCUCUUCCUGCUCCAACCUGGUCAAGAACCCCCUGGGCGACUUUGCCAAGGGUUCCCAGAAGGCCACCUGGCCUGUCCCCUCCAGCACAGAGACAAUGUCCAAGGCCCAGGGAACCAGCAAGAUGGCCACCCUGGGCUACCACUGCAAUGACUACGUGCGCAAGGCAAAGGUUCGCAUCAGCAUGCCCCACCGGCCCCUAGUCGACAUGCCCAUGGCCUCCCAUCAGGUUGAGGCUGAAAACCACUUCACAUACAGCAGCAAGCCCCCAGAGCUGGCCACCACAUCUGGCUGUGCUGCCCCCGUGGCUGCUCCUGCUACUGCAGCCUCCGCCUCUGCCUCCGCCAGCACCCUGGCCUAUGAGAAGACGGUAGAGCUGCCUCGCCGGGAGAUGCCACCCGCCUCAGUGGGCACGUCUGGAGCUGUGCCCCCUAUGCUCCACUACCCUGUAGCUGGGGCUGGGGCCAGCGAGACCCUGGUGACUGCCAGUGGGACUGACCCAGUCUCUGACAAGAAGAAGGAGGAGGAGCACAACUACUCCCUGUUCCUAACCCGAGCCAGGCUGGCCGGGAAAGCCCUCACGGAGGAGGAGGAGGAGGAGGAAGAGGAGGAGGAGGAGGAAGAGGAGGAGGUGGGGGAGGACGAAGAGGAUGCUGAGGGGGUGGAGCUGGAUGAAGAUCUCGAUGAAGAUCAUGAUGAGGGUUUUGGCAGUGAGCAUGAGCUCUCUGAGAAUGAUGAUGAGGAAGAUGAGGAGGACGAUGAUUAUGAGGGGGAUAAAGAUGAUGACAUGAGCGACGCCUUCUCCGAGCCAGGUAGCCAUAUAUCAGGAUGUGACAAUGACGCGGUGGAGGACGUGAAGGGGCUGACGGCAGGGAUCUCCAGGAAGAGGGGCAAGCGCCGCUACUUCUGGGAGUACAGCGAGCAGCUCACCCCCUCCAAGCAGGAAUGCUUGCUCAAGCCCUCUGAGUGGGACAGGGAGACCCUGCCCAGCAACAUGUACCAGAGGAAUGGCCCACACCACGGGAAGUACACUCUGAAGAAGUCUCGGCGGACAGAUGUGGAGGACUUGACCCCUAACCCUCGCAAGCUGCUGCAGAUCGGGAACGAGCUGCGUAAGCUCAACAAAGUGAUCAGUGAUCUGACCCCGGUCAGCGAGCUGCCCCUCACAGCCCGCCCACGCUCCCGCAAGGAGAAGAACAAACUGGCGUCCAGGGCCUGUCGGCUGAAGAAGAAAGCUCAGUAUGAGGCCAACAAAGUCAAGCUGUGGGGUCUGGGCACAGAAUAUGAUCGGCUUCUGUUUGUCAUCAACACCAUAAAGGAAGAGAUAGUGAACAGAGUGCAGGAUAUCUGCGACGACAAGGGAACUAGCAUGACUGAAACUCUGGACAAACUCAUCCAAGAGACCCUUGUGAAGUCACCAGUUGCCGGGCAGACGUCUGACUUUGUUAACCAGAUCCUAGAGAACACUGGCAAGGGGGAUCCCACUGGAGGACUGGUCGGGCUGCGCGUACCCACGUCUAGAGUGUAGAUGGACCAUGUAGAGGUUUGGUGAUGGCAUACUCAAAGCCAUCCGCGCCAUUCUUGUCCCACACUGUAACGGCUCACCCUCUGCAUGGCCAUUCCAUCCAGGAAUCGCAUCACCAUGCCCUGUGGGAAGACAUACAUACCACGCUCCAAAUGUAUGUAUGUCUUCACACUGUGAGCAUGCGCUGAAAUGAAACUUAGUAUCUAUCUCUGCACUAGUAGUCUGUUACUCGCCAUUUGUGCACAUGGCUAGUGCACGUGGCUAGUGUCUUUAGGGCCGCAGUGUUUGCGAAUUCAAAGCCAAUAUAUGAAAAAUACCUCCCGAAAUGUUUGUUGGAAGAAAAGAAAAAAAUCAAGCAAAACAGAAUGAUUAUCAGUUCUAGCUGUAGCCAUUUCCUGUAGCGUUCAAACGACCCGUUUCAUGCCUGCGUACCUGGGUGGGAAAGGCGACACAGGAUGCCGUUAUAAUUAGAGUGAGACGACGGGACGGCACCAGAUAUUUGCUAUUGAAACCUAAAUAGUAACUUGUCAAUCCCAUGUCCAUGUCACCUUUUACUGAACUGUGCUUCUCAGAUGAAGAAAAAAAUAACUUAAAACAGCCACUGGGUAUUCUAUAGUGUCUACUGUUGUGGAGGUAUAGGGAACGCUUCAUACCUGUUGUCUGCUUUCCCAUUCUAGCACCGUGGCAUUCACAUAGGAGGAGAUGAUGUUACCCAAUACUCUCAACCUGCCAACCGCAUUAUAAGGCAACAAAAACACACACGCACCUGAAUUACUACUAACAUUUAAGAAAGUCUACUUUGACGGAAUGACGCUAAAAAUUAGUAGAAGUUGGGGGGGGAUACACAGGAAUGCAGUGAAAGGUUGUUUUGCGAUUUGGCCUGAUUUUUCAAUUCCAUUGUCCUGUGUUUUUGCAGUUGAGAAGAUAUUUCAAAUAGACUUGAGCAGAAGGCCACUAUAUUCCCAUCCUUUGCAUGGGGAAAUUCUUAGUCAUCUGACUAUAAGCUAGAUGAUGUGAUCAUAACAAACCAUUUCCUCUAUAUACCCUUUGGUUGAAGCGUCUUCAAAUGAAAACGCCAUUGGCUUCUUGCAAAGUAGGGAUGAGAGGGCUAAUAGUUUGAAGUUCCUUAGUUUGGUGUGUUCAUAUUUGUAUUUAAUAACAGUACUGUUCAUUGUGCCUUGUAUUUAAAGUGAGAUGAUUACACAAGUGGUUGAAGGAUAGUGGACCAUUUUACACUGAGGGAGAGCAGAACAUGGUGCAGGGAAGGUCAAGAGGUUUGUAAUGUAUUUCUGCUCUUUCAAGCUAUUCUGAAUGUACAUAUGAACAUGGAACAUGUAGAUAUAUGCCACAGAGUCUGUGCAUUGUAUUAUAAGAUGGCUCUGACAAAAAUGUACUUUGGUUAUCGGUACUUGGACUUUGGGGCAGGGGAAUGGGAAUGGGAGGGUUAAAAAGGAUAUUCGUAUAGAAUUUAAAAAAAAUAUUUGCACACUAUAUUUUGAUUGCUUUUUGUACCAAAGACACAUGCAACGAAAACGGCGACUAGCCAGAUAAAGUAAGGUUUUGCACAGCUUACCUGACACCGUAUUGAAUGUAGGAAAUGUGGUAGGGUCAGGGAUUUUCAUUGAACUGUGAAAUUUGCUUGGGUCCAAUUACGUACUGAAAGAAGCAUUCAUUAACUUUUUCUAAACGUCUCUUGUCAGUUGGCUUCUCAAGUAGAUUAGUUGCUUUAAAAACAUUUGAUAGAUUCCAGACGUUACAUGUAAUACUUCCACUUCUAUUGUGCUUUGGCACGAAGUAGAAAAGAGAUGGAGAACAAUUGCAUAAUACAAUUUUAUUUUGACUGUUUGUCAAAACGUCACAAAUAACCAAAAGGUAUAUCACUUCUAUAAUUUAUGUAGGUGAGACGAAUACACAUACAUAUAUGUCAUAUUAAGUGUUGCCUAUUUAUAGUAAUGUCCAUUCAUGCAUACACAUAUCUAUCUAUUGUGAAUUGCCACUUUUUUUCAAAUUGAUACGUUAAUACGCAUGACACAUUUCUAAGGCCUAUCCUCACAUUCAGAGAAACUU